Messenger RNA from Rhineura floridana, 4158 nucleotides. RefSeq names its product phospholipid phosphatase 5 (gene PLPP5). Gene Ontology annotation, biological process: phospholipid metabolic process. Gene Ontology annotation, molecular function: phosphatidate phosphatase activity. NCBI's taxonomy places the organism in Eukaryota, Metazoa, Chordata, Lepidosauria, Squamata, Rhineuridae. The coding region runs from base 52 to 996 and encodes 314 amino acids. The record is from RefSeq and is a predicted model, not a curated record. The transcript has 7 exons.
CUCUUUGCAAGCACAACAGCCACCACUCCUCUUCCCACCUGAGCAGUGAUCAUGCCCGCGGCUCUUUUCCGCCGGGGGCGGGGGGAGGAGACCCAGCCUCUUUUCCCUCCUCCCCCCCGGUCCUGGGAGCGAGUAGGCGGCGCCUCGGAAGGCAGGAGGCUCUCGUUGCUGCUGCCGCCCGAGCGGAGGAUGCGGCGGGUCCCGCGGGCGGGGUUCGCGCUGCUGCUAGAAGUGGGGGUGCGCGCGAUGCUGCUGGGACUCUUCUUGUUCACUGAGCUUCUGCCUCCAUUCCAGCGGGUCAUACAGGCGGAAGAAAUGUGGCUCUAUAAAAACCCCUAUGUGGAGUUUGACCAUGUACCUGCCAAACCCAUGUUUGUCAUUUCCUUCUUGUCUCCUCUGGUCUUGAUUCUCCUGGCCAAAUUCUUCAUGAACACUGACCAAGAUGAUACACGGGAAGCAUGCUUAGCUGCCAGCCUGGCUCUUGCCCUGAAUGGUGUCUUCACCAAUGCUGUGAAGCUGGUCGUGGGCAGGCCUCGGCCUGAUUUCUUCUACCGCUGCUUUCCAGAUGGCCGGGAAGCCCCUCAGCUGCUGUGCACGGGUGACGCACAAGUAGUGAUCGAAGGACGCAAGAGCUUCCCCAGUGGGCAUUCCUCUUUUGCCUUUGCUGGCCUCGCCUUUGGCUCCUUCUACAUUGCAGGGAAGCUCCACUGCUUUGCGCCUGGCGGGCGUGGGCAGUCCUGGCGCCUCUGUGCCUUCUUGGUGCCCCUCUUUAUCGCGAUGCUCAUCGCUUUAUCCCGCACCUGUGAUUACAAGCAUCACUGGCAAGAUGUUCUGGUUGGAUCGGGAAUGGGCUUGGCAUUUGCCUACCUGUGCUACAGACAGCAUUACCCUCCUUUGACUGAUCCCGAGUGCCAUCAGCCACUGCAGCGCAAAUCUAGACUCUCUGCCCCAGAGAGGCAAAAGCUGACACUCUCUGGAUUCAGCCUCGAUGUAUAAAGAUCUAAAGGAUCCCCACCUGCACACCCUGGGAGCUGCAAAAGAAGAGAAGGAACAGCCCUCCUUGCGAUCCUGUGCCUGGAGGAGCAGGGAGGAGAAUCACACCUGCAUUUUAAAGAGCCAGCAGCCUGGUUGAGGCUCUGGGCCUCUGUCCAGUCCUCACAUGUCUGUUUACACAGGGACAAUGCUGGAUGUUGCAUGGCAGUGAUAGAGGUGAUUCUGUCCUCUAGGCAGCAGUAGUUGGGGUGAUCCUUUUGCAGUCAUUCCAUUUCUAGUUUAUCCCAUGCCGAUGUUAAUCGUGCAGUUGCUGUAGGCCAGAAGGCAAUCUGAUCCAGUCCCUUGCUGUAAGGCAAAGCCCACUUCCCACAGAUCAGCAUAAUAGCUCAAACCUAGCUAGAGUGCUACAAGCAAGUACCCUCCCAAAAGGUGUUUGCAGAGUAGCUCUAGUUCCCUUGUGCAUACCUAGCUAUGUACUAAAAGGGGUUGCCAAGCAUUGGAACAACUUGUGUGCAGCCUAUGUCUUCAGCAAAGGGGUUACCAAACAGGGACCAUCAUGCCUGCCAGUACCUCCUUUGAGGCCCGCAAAAAGUCUUAAGUAAUCAAAAAUCUAUAAUGUGUUCUUCCUGCAUCAGUUUCUGUUUGCCCUGGCUCAGCCUCUCCUGCGAUGAACAUGCCUCCUUGAUCAUGUCCACAUUUCGUUGUAUGUCAGGGUUAGGCACCCACCCUCUGAUCAGUUCUGAACAGAGGAGAUGCACAAAGAGCUUCUAUCUGUAAGCGAGUGCUGCGGUGGCUGAUGUAGAUGGGAGGGGGCAUGCCCACACCAUUUUUAGGACCUGGCCCUUUCUCUGCCCUUUCAGAUGUGGCAGCCAUUUGGGGCUGGCGCCCACAGCACAUUCUCAAAAUUCCACUGGACCCAAAAGAUUGAUGACCCCUGCUUUGGGCAGGGUACUAUAUCCUCUAUUUUUUGUGGCUUCAGCUACCUCCAAGCUUUUUCUGCUCGUCUUCUGUCUUGGGCACAGAGGUCAGCUGCUAUUUAUGUUCAGAAAGUCUCAUACCAGAGUUUUGUAGUUCCUGAAAGCUUAUGGUGGCAUAAGCAUUUGUGAAUUAGAGCCCACUUGCUUCAUCAGACGCACGGAGUGUUCCCCUUAGCUGGUUCUGUCGUCUUUAGGGAAGGCCCGCAGCUCAGUAGCAAAGCAUCUUCUUUGCUUGAAGAAGGUUCCAAGUUCAAUCCCUGGUGUGUCCUAGUAGGGCUGGGAGAUACCGCAGUUUGAACUGCAGGAGAGUUGCUGCCAGUCAGUGUAGACUAGACUGAGCUACUUAGAUCAAUAAUCUGACUCAGCAUAAGGUGGCUUCCUAUGUUCUAUAUUCCUCUCAUUCUCUGUAUGAGUGAGAGCCUAACCGUGCCAUCUUAUGUAUGUCUACGUCCUGAAUAUAUUAGUGAAAAUAACAUGCAACAGUGUGUAUAUUAGUCAAUGCUGCAUACAAAAGUGUGUUAUUAGGAGAAAUUCACACUGCUGAUGAAUUUUGCUGCAGAAAUGCAGAGAAUGGAAUUUAAGAUUUGAAAAAUGAGGAAGAACCAAAGUUGACAGAGCUUUCCAUCCCCAACUGUGGCCCUCCAGAUAUUGUUGAAUGCUUGAUGUGGGGCACAUCCCCAAGCCAUGCUAAGAAUGCCUCUUUGACAGGAGUGUCAAUGGUUGCAGAUUGAGAAGAUUUUAAGUCACGGUAGCCAAUGGGGUGCCCUCCAGAGGCUGCCAGACUACAAUUCCCAAUAUUCCUUACCCAUUUUUCAUGCUGACUGAGGCUGAUGGGUGCUGCAGUCCAACAGUAUCAGGAAGGCAACACAUUGGCUACCCCUUGGUUUAGCGACAGUACCCAGAAAUUUGGUAUUGUGCAGCUUAGUUCGAGUCGAUUUGGUUGCUGAAUGUUUUCCUGCUCCUGUGAAUGACUACAGUAGGGCCCCGCUCAUACAGCGGGUUACGUUCCAGACCCCCGCUGUAAAGCAAAAACCACUGUAAAGCGGAUCCCAUUGAUUUACAUUGACCAAAAUGGCGCCUGGCGGCAAAAAAACACUGUAAAAGCGGAACAAGCGCUGUAAAGCGGGGCCUUUCUACAAUUCACAACCACUGUAUUAGCGGAACGCUGUAAAGCGAAGCUCUGUAAAGCAGGGCCCUACUGUAUACUGUAAUCUCCCAUUAUAGCUGUCUCUGUCAAAGAGAAAUGGAACAUGCCAACUCUGCUUCUGAAACAAAGUAACAGCAAGGCGACAAUAUAUCAGUGCAAAAUACCAUGCCCAUGCAUAAUAUAGGCUAGUAUGUUGGUGAUCAGCUAGUGGUUUGGUACCCCAAAUUCGACCAUGAGCCAAUAAAGGUGGCAAUUCACUCCAAUGCCGGAGCCGUCAUUUUAUUUUUAAAGAGAAGGGGAAAGAGAGUAAAGCAGAGAGGCAGAACCUGAAGGGACAGAAGGAGCAGACAUAUAUAGUGAAAAAUAAAAGUAGGCCUCAUGCAACAAGUUGGAGUUAAAAGGAGACAGGACUAAAAAUGCAAGACACCGCCAAGAAAAAAAUAAAAAUUGUGUCUGUAAUGAAAGUAGUUGCAUUUUAGAAAGGAGAUGCAUUAUUUUAAGCCAAUGGAAGAAAGAAAGCCUUGCUUAAUCAGCCUUCUGUUUUCAACAGUCAGCCUUGAAGUUCACUGGGUGAGCUUGGGCCAGUCACUAGCAGUCUAACCUACCUGACAGGAUUGUUGUGAGGAUAAAAUCAAGAGUAACCGUGUAUACUACCCUACGUUCCUAGGAGGAAUAAAAAUGUAAUAAAAGGGGGAGGGGAACAGAAUGCAACAGUGGUCAAGCAGCUUCUCCAGAAUAUGCAAAAGUUUAUAAAAAAUGAGUUUUCUUCUAAUGUUUACUCAUGUGGGAAUCUCAAGAUUUCACUCCCUUAUCACAGUUAAACAGCCAUCUUUCCUGUAUGGGAACAUUUUAGGCUAGUCAAUUUUGAGCCUGCUUUCCAAAUUGGGGCUAGUCUGAACCUUUGUGUAUGGAAGGAUUAUUGUGGUGGUAAAGAUUGUCUUAUCUUCCUUUUUUGUACAUUUUGAGAGGCCAAAUCAAUGGAGUUGUGUUUUCAUUUGUUUUCUUUUUUGUUUAUUUUGUUUUUUAAACUGUCUAAUAAAA